ACGAUGUAUCCUGGAGAACAGUACAAACAACAAUACGGCUCGAAUUCCCAGCCAACUACAACACAAAGUAUACCACAGACAACAUAUUAUCAACCACCACCACCGCAAUAUCCAUAUCAACCACCACCUGACGGCUAUGGAGGUUAUCCACAACCAUAUCCACCUUCACAACCAUAUCCACCCUCACAACCAUAUCCACCCUCACAACCAUAUCAACCAUAUCCACCUUCACAAUCAUAUCCACCCUCACAACCAUAUCUCCCUCCAAUGCAACAGCAAUAUCCUCCACCCACGCAACAACAAUAUCCUCCACCCACGCAACAGCAAUACCUUCCCCCCAAACAACGGCAAUAUCCUCCUCCUCCCUAUCCCGAUCCGUAUUAUAAUAAUUCUGUGCCUUACGCGUAUCAAAAUCAAGUACCUGUAAAUUACAAUUAUUCGGGACGAAGAAGGGCUCUACUAAUCGGAAUAAAUUAUAUAAAAACCAAAUUUGAAUUAAAAGGCUGUAUUAAUGAUGUUGCUAAUAUAAAAAAAUUUUUGACCGAGAAUUAUGGAUUCCGUGAAGAAGAUAUGGUUAUAUUGACAGACAACCAGUCAGAUCCAAAGAAGAUUCCGACCAGGGCCAACAUUAUAGAAGCUAUGAAGUGGCUGGUACGAGAUGCCAGACCAAAUGAUUCUGGUCACGGCGGUCAAGUAGAAGAUGUUGAUGGAGACGAAGAUGAUGGUUACGAUGAAACAAUUUUGCCGCUUGACUUCGAAAAAGCUGGACAAAUUAUCGACGAUGAAAUGCAUGAAAUUAUGGUGAGACCACUUCCGAGAGGGGUAAGGUUGACAGCCAUUUUCGACUCGUGCCAUUCUGGAACUGCGCUUGAUUUGCCAUACAUAUAUUCAACGCAAGGAAUCAUUAAAGAACCAAAUCUUUUGGCUGAUGGAGGAAACACGCUUUUGGAUGUUGGGAAGUCAUACCUUCGGGGUGAUAUUGCAGGAAUUAAAACAAGCUUGAUGUCAUUUGGUAAGAAAGCGACGUCUGGUAAAAAAAUAAACGAGAGAAAUAGACAAAAUAAAUCAAGUGAAGCAGAUGUAAUUAUGUUUAGUGGAUGCAAAGAUGCACAAACGUCUGCAGACGCUAAUGAAGACGGCAAAAGUACCGGAGCUAUGUCAUACGCUUUUAUAAAAACAUUAACCAAAACCAAGAAUGUUACGUAUCAACAAUUAUUAGUUGGAAUCAGAGAUGUACUUGCAGGAAAAUAUGCACAAAAACCUCAACUCAGCGCAUCACAUCCAAUGAAUAUGGAUCAAAUGUUUGUGAUGUAG
Molecule: messenger RNA, 1314 nt
Organism: Acaulospora morrowiae
Lineage: Eukaryota; Fungi; Glomeromycota; Glomeromycetes; Diversisporales; Acaulosporaceae
Source: the annotation of a GenBank genome assembly